CUAUGGAUAGAGUCAUGAGAGUUGUUUCACUAGUCAGGUUUCUAUGCAUUGCGUCUAUUACAGUUAGCUUAUGCAAAGGAAACCUGAAUGUUCCUUGUAAAGAAAAUGAGAGACAAACACUUCUUAUGUUCAAGAAAGAUCUUAAUGAUUCUUUAAAUAUGCUUUCCUCUUGGGUUGGUGAAGGCGAUUGUUGCAACUGGACCGGUGUUGCCUGCAGUAAUUCAACGGGUCAUGUCCAUGAACUCCACCUUGCUGGUAAUUACAAUCAAGUGACUGGUGAGAAACAUGGUUUGGGUGGUAAGGUAAAUCCUUCUCUGCUCAAUUUAAAGCAACUCAGCUACUUGGACUUAAGCUACAAUAAUUUUGAAGGACUACAAAUUCCUAGCUUUCUAGGUUCUCUUAAAGGUUUAAGAUAUCUUAACCUCUCACAUGCAGGGUUCAACGGAACCAUUCCUCAUCAGUUGGGAAAUCUUUCAAGUCUACGUUAUCUGGACCUUUCUGAAAACUUGUUGAUGGUCGAGAAUCUCAAAUGGCUCUCUGGUCUUUCUAUGUUGAAACAUCUUGACAUGAGUUAUGUAAAUCUUUCCAAAGUAUCUCAUUGGUUACAAGCAAACACACUCCCUUCUCUGCUGGUCGAGUUACAUUUGCAUGGCUGCGAACUUUAUCACAUACCAACUGGUGUUGUGAACUUGACAAGUCUUAAAGUUCUUGAUCUGUACUUUAACUAUUUCAACUCUACCAUACCUACAUGGUUGUACCGUAUGAGCCAUCUUGAGUCCCUCGACCUUUCUGGCAAUGCUUUGCAUGGUGAAAUUUUGAGUUCCCUUGGAAACUUGACAGCCCUUGUUGAUCUUAUAUUAGGUUCGAAUCAGCUUGAAGGGGAAAUCCCAAACUCAUUGGGAAAUCUUUGUAAGUUGACUUUUGUUGAUCUAUGGUUCAACAAUUUUAGGGGGAGGGUAUCAGAAAUCUUUGAAAGUUUGUCUCGGUGUAGUUCUGGUCAAAUAAAUCUUUUAGAUCUUUCGAAUAAUUCUUUUUCAGGUCAUUUAUCUGAUAAGCUAGGAAGUCUUAAAAAUUUACGCUAUCUUGAUCUUUCACUUAAUCCAAUAUCAGGUUCCAUUCCAGUGUCCUUGGGCAACCUAUCACUCUUAGAGGAGUUGUACAUUUUUAGCAUGUUAUUCGAGGGUAUUGUCUCUGAAGUUCAUUUUACAAAUCUUACAAGGUUGAUUAACUUUGUUGCAAAUAACAACUCCUUGACUCUUAAAACCAGCCCAAACUGGGUUCCUCCUUUUCAACUUUCUAUGUUGACUUUAAGUUUUUGGCGUCUGGACCCAUCAGAGUUGCCUGCAUGGCUUAAGAGUCAAAAACAUUUGAUUUCUCUUAACAUGUCCAAUACAGGAAUUUCAGGUACCAUUCCAACUUGGUUUUGGAACAUUUUUUCGCUUAAUGCAGUGACCUUUGUAGAUCUCUCAUGUAAUCAGUUGUUUGGCGAGGUUCCAAACAUAGUUUCUGCCAAGUGGCCAAAACAAAAGCCUUCCAAUUCUUUGUUUUCAAAAAUCGCGAUUCGGUUAGGGUUUAACCAGCUCAAUGGUUCAUUGCCUCUUGUGUCUUCCAUAGUGUCUGCAUUAGAUCUUUCCAAUUCAUCAUUUUCGGGAACUCUCUCUCAUUUCUUUUGUGAUAGGAGUGAUGUACCUAAAACCCUUCAAGUUCUUCAUGUUGGCAACAAUCUCCUCACUGGAGAAAUUCCUGAUUGUUGGUUACACUGGCAAAACUUGACAUCUUUGAAUUUAGAAGACAACAAUUUGACGGGAAAAAUUCCAAGCUCUAUUGGAGACUUACUUUCCCUUCGAUCAUUGCACUUGCGCAAUAAUAACUUAUCUGGAGAAUUACCCGUCUCCCUACAAAAUUGUGAGCAGUUGUUACUUUUGGACCUUGGUGGAAACAAGUUUGUUGGAAGCAUUCCAAUAUGGUUUGGCCAAAGCUUAGUAGUUCUUAGUCUUCGUUCAAAUAAGUUCCAUGGCGCCAUUCCUGAUGAACUCUGUAGUCUCAUGAAUCUCCAAAUCUUGGACCUUGGGUAUAACAAUCUCUCGGGAAUGAUACCAAGAUGUUUCCAAAAUUUGUCAUCCAUGGCCAUUACCUUUCCAAGAAGUACCAGUUUUGAAGUUUUCAGUGAGUAUGAUGCUGGGUAUGGUGUUGCGAUAGCUGGUAUGGUUUAUUAUGACGAGACCACCUACAUAGAGAGUGCAGUUUUUGUGACCAAAGGCAAAGAGGUGAAAUAUAACACAAUGCUUGGUUUGGUAGCUAGUUUGGACCUUUCAAGCAACAUGUUAUCUGGAGAAAUCCCUGAAGAGCUGACCAGCCUCAUUCGCUUACAAACGUUGAAUUUAUCGGAUAAUCUUCUAACCGGAAGGAUACCUUCCAAAAUCGGUGAUAUGGCAAUGUUAGAGUCACUUGAUUUGUCCGUGAACCAACUUUCUGGAGAAAUUUCUCCAAGCAUCUCGAAUUUGACAUUUCUUAAUUAUCUGAAUUUGUCCUAUAACAAUCUGAUAGGGCAAAUUCCAAAAAGCACUCAGCUUCAGAGCUUUGAUCUGUCCACUUAUGCUGGCAAUAAACUUUGUGGACCUCCAUUAGAAGAGCGUUGCAUUACAAAUGAGGCCAUGCCACUGGUAGUUGAUGAGAAACAAGGAGAAGGUCAUUUACUUGAAGACGGUGGGUUCUAUCUGAGCUUGGGGCUUGGAUUUGCAUUCGGGUUUUGGAUUGUUCUUGGUUCAUUGUUGUCUAAUGUGCCAUGGAGCAAUGCAUUUUCUCGGUUCCAAAAUCGCAUUGUGAAGAAGCUUUAUGCUGCAAUCGUCAAACGUUAUUAACUAUUUUGUAUAGUUAGAUUGAGUUUGUGUGGUAUGUUUCUACUAUGCUAUAGAGAUAGAAUUUACACCGUUGUAUGCUUUUUUGUGCCAAUUUAUUUUUAUCUUUUCUAGGUUUUUUUCUUUUUUGGUAUAAAAAUUGUAAGACUUGCUUUAUAAA
Messenger RNA from Malus domestica (apple), 3018 nucleotides. The record is from RefSeq and is a predicted model, not a curated record. NCBI's taxonomy places the organism in Eukaryota, Viridiplantae, Streptophyta, Magnoliopsida, Rosales, Rosaceae.